Tupaia belangeri chinensis (Chinese tree shrew) is the source of this 1215-nucleotide messenger RNA. RefSeq names its product CLIC family member 1 (gene CLIC1). NCBI's taxonomy places the organism in Eukaryota, Metazoa, Chordata, Mammalia, Scandentia, Tupaiidae. Bases 249 to 974 code for a protein of 241 amino acids. The record is from RefSeq and is a predicted model, not a curated record. The transcript is spliced from 7 exons.
UCGGUGAGUCAGCGGCUCCCUGAUCCUACCGGGAGGGGACAGCGCUGGAAGAGCUGGGUCGGGGGUGCCCUGCGCUGCUGCUGAGGCCGGGUCUGCAGCGGAGCGAGCGGGUGCGAUCGCGCUUGCGUUACGCCGAGGGAGCAGCGCUAGAGCCGGGAGCGAGAAUCCCGGGGCGAGUCCCGCCUUCCUGGCCCGGGCCCCUCCCAGUUCCCCCCAGCGCCUGCCGCUUCCUGGUCCCCGAAGCAGCCAUGGCUGAAGAGCAACCACAGGUCGAGUUGUUCGUGAAGGCUGGCAGUGAUGGGGCCAAGAUUGGAAACUGCCCCUUCUCCCAGAGACUCUUCAUGGUGCUCUGGCUCAAGGGAGUCACCUUCAACGUCACCACCGUUGACACCAAGAGACGGACGGAGACGGUGCAGAAGCUGUGCCCAGGAGGGCAGCUCCCGUUCCUGCUCUAUGGCACCGAGGUGCACACAGACACCAACAAGAUUGAGGAGUUUCUGGAAGCAGUGCUGUGCCCUCCCAGGUACCCCAAACUGGCAGCUCUGAACCCUGAGUCUAACACAGCUGGGCUGGACAUAUUUGCCAAAUUUUCUGCCUACAUCAAGAAUUCAAACCCAGCUCUCAAUGAUAAUCUGGAGAAAGGGCUUCUGAAAGCCCUGAAGGUUUUAGACAAUUACUUGACCACCCCUCUCCCAGAAGAAGUGGAUGAGACCAGUGCUGAAGAUGAAGGUGUUUCUCAGAGGAAAUUUCUGGAUGGCAACGAGCUCACCUUGGCUGACUGCAACCUGCUGCCAAAGCUCCACAUAGUGCAGGUGGUGUGUAAGAAAUAUCGGGGCUUCACCAUCCCAGAAGCCUUUCGGGGAGUUCAUCGGUACUUAAGCAAUGCCUAUGCUCGGGAAGAAUUCGCCUCCACGUGUCCAGAUGACGAGGAGAUUGAACUGGCCUAUGAGCAAGUGGCCAAGGCCCUCAAAUAAGCCCCUUUUGGGGAACCCCUUGCCCGCUUGGAUUGUCUCCACAAAGGCCCUGGGUGCUUUUCACAUUGCCACCCAAUGGACAAACUCCAGAAUGGCCAGGGGAUAGGGAAUCUGGGAGCAUUUGUGCAGGGCCGGGGUAGGGCAAUGAGAUGAAAGCGUGAGGGACUGGGGCGAGAUUUUUAUUGUGGGUGGGAUGGGUAGGACAACGUGUUUCAGUAAUAAAAUACAGAAUGAAAAUCUA